Zasmidium cellare ATCC 36951 is the source of this 6870-nucleotide messenger RNA. RefSeq lists its product as uncharacterized. NCBI's taxonomy places the organism in Eukaryota, Fungi, Ascomycota, Dothideomycetes, Mycosphaerellales, Mycosphaerellaceae. Gene Ontology annotation, molecular function: ATP binding; helicase activity; ATP hydrolysis activity. Bases 1 to 6870 code for a protein of 2289 amino acids. The transcript is spliced from 3 exons. The record is from RefSeq and is a predicted model, not a curated record.
AUGGCGGACUCUAGAGCUGGUGCAAGCAAUGUGUCGCAGCGUAGCAAUCGACUUGCGAGGCUCCUGCACGCUUUCCUUGCUGGACUCAAGCCUGUGCAAUCCUCGCGAGAUGUUCAGCAAUUUCUGCAAGCCAUUUGCGACAUUGAAGAUCAUGCAACAUGUGUCGAGAAGAUAGGGUGCAGCAAGUCGGGCCUGGAGAUUCUACGCAAAGGCCUCAGAUUCGACAUCUCCGCCAGAUUCAUCAAUGGUGCUCUCGCCGAGCUCCUCGCCUAUCUCGCUGUUCCUGAAGUCAAGCGUCUUGCCAAUGGCGAGUUCUUGAAGCGGAUCCUCUCUCACGUCGUCUCGCCGCCUGCACUUUGGGAUGCAAUGGUCAAGGCUCAGCAAGAACAGCAACUUACGCCAAAAGCCGAGCUCUACUUCGCUUGGCUCCUGCUGGAACUUCUCUCAUGGAGCGGCGAUCGCCCUAUUGAGGUCGACGGAACCGCUGCCGAAAUCACCAGCAAGAAGACUUUUCUCGAAUCUGACGACCGUGAGCUUCGCGGUAUUGGGUACCGCAUCGAACGUAUUCUUCAGACCAAGGCAUCUGGAUCAACAUCUCAUCCUUCUGGCCCAGGAGGUCGCCACGACAAUGACUUCGCCGACUAUCGAAGUAUCGCAGUCUACCCAACGGAAGACGAACUCACCAGCAAAGACCGGCCAUAUUACAACACAGCACAUGCGCUUACACAGACACCUCUUGCAAGCAGAGUUGGACAUCAUCUAGACAAUCAGUUUCGUCUUCUGAGAGAGGAUUUUCUUGCCGAGCUUCGAGAAGACAUUGAUGCGUCCAGUGGCAAGACUAAGUCAUCCUUCCGUCGGCAACGCACACGACUACAAGUACUUGAUCUUGCUGGCGUGCAUUGUGGAGGAGAAAGAAGUCGUCAACCAUGCGCCCUCAAAAUCGCUGUCAACAAGGGGUUGAGCCAAAUCACCAACGCUUUGAAUCGUAGACAGUUCCUUCGUGACAAUCCGAACGUUCUCCGACACCACUCAUUCGGCUAUCUGGUUGACCAGGGCAAGAUAAUCGCUUUUGGCAAGGUCGUCAGGGAUGAAGAUCUAUUGUGCCAAGAUCCCCCUGUUGCAGUUAUACGGACUCCCGGAAGUGGUGCGAUGCAGAAAGUUGUUCUUGCGCUGGCAAUGUCCAGAUCUGUGGAAUUUGUCCUCAUCGACACAGCAGUCUUUGCCUACGAACCCGUCUUGCGAUGUCUCCAGGCCCAAAUGGAGUUGCCCCUGGCCGAGCAACUCCUCGCUCCUGAACAACCUGACAUCGAAUUGGAUAACCAACUGGACAGCGAAAGCCUCGACGAAGUCAUACGUCAAGUUGAGUCUGCGCCUGCAAGGGAUCUGAAGGCACUGCUGGGCCUGUCGAAGACAGUAAAGCUGGAUGAGUCGCAGACCGCAUCUCUUCUUGCCGGCCUUCGUCAGUCAAUCAGCCUGAUUCAAGGCCCACCAGGAACCGGCAAGUCUUUCAUCGGUGCACUGCUGGCCAAAGCUCUCUACGACCACACGAGCGAGAGCAUUCUAGUGAUUUGUUUCACCAACCACGCGCUCGAUCAAUUCUUGGACGAUCUGUUAACCAUCGGCAUCCCCUCGAAUGACAUCGUCCGGCUGGGUUCAAAGUCAUCCGCAAAGACGCAGCACAUUACUCUCCGAUCACAAGCACCGGGCAAGCAUCGGUCUCAAGAGAAUUGGGACGCCAUUAAUCGCCUCAACGAGGAAGUUAAUCAGCAUGCGUCGGCGCUGCAAGAUAAAGCCGAAGCCUUCAUAGACAUCAGGCCUUCACAGUCACAAAUCCUUGAGUAUCUGGAAUUCUCUGAUGACGACUACGAGUUCUUCGAAGCUUUCGAACUCGCUGAGCAGCAGAAUGGCUACCAAAUGGUAGGUAAAGGCAACAAGGCAGUAGACAGGCUUUAUCUGAUUGAUCGCUGGAUGAAAUACCAAGACCCAGGCGUAUUCAAGAAGCGCCUGUCGCCGUGGCAUGUAGACAUUUGGGCGAUGGAUCAUGCUUCGCGAGCCAACAAGUUGAAGAAGUGGCAGCUCGACAUCUUGACAGAAGCGACCGACGGCAUCAUAGCCACAGCUGUAGCGUUUGAUUCUGCUCAGCACACUCUGCAUGAGGCGCUGGGGCAGAAGGAUGCCGAACUGAUUCAUUCGAAGCGCAUCGUUGCAUGCACAACCACCGCGGCAGCCAUGUAUACUGAGCAACUUCAGACUGCCUCGCCGGGAAUUGUCUUGGUCGAAGAAGCCGGAGAAAUUUUGGAGAGCCACGUCUUGACUGCCUUGACGCCCAGCACGAAGCAGCUAAUUCUCAUUGGCGACCAUCAACAGCUGCGGCCCAAGGUCAACAACUACAAGCUCACAGUCGAGAAGGGAGACGGAUUCGAUCUCAAUCGAUCUCUUUUCGAGAGACUGGUGCUCUCUGGUUUCCCACACACCACACUGAAGCAACAACACCGCAUGUGCCCGGAGAUCUCCAGUCUGGUGCGCCACCUCACCUACCCUGAACUGCAAGACGCACCUUCUACCACGGCUCGAGAUUCGCUACGAGGGCUUGAGAAGCGGGUAGUGUUCAUCAAGCACGAGAAGCAGGAGCUACUCAGCGAUAUCAGCGACCGUCGAGACCAAGGCUCACCCAAGAGCAAGCAGAACCCCUACGAAGCUGAGGUCGUCAAGAAAGUGGUCAAGUACAUGGCACAGCAAGGAUAUGGGACUUCUGAUCAGGUUGUAUUAACUCCAUACCUUGGUCAGCUGGGACUCCUUCGACGAGAGCUCGCUAGAGAUAAUGACCCUGUGUUGAAUGAUCUCGACUCGUUCGAGCUGAUCAAAGCUGGACUCGUGUCUCCAGCCACAGCAUCGCAGACUAAGCGACCUCUUCGCCUCUCGACCAUUGACAAUUACCAGGGCGAAGAGAGCGACAUUGUUGUGAUAUCGCUCACUCGAAGCAAUCCUGACGGAGACAUUGGUUUCAUGAUAUCUCCAGAACGACUGAACGUCCUCCUCUCAAGAGCUCGCAAAGCACUCAUCAUUAUCGGAAAUCCAGCAACCUUUAUGGCGAGUCGCAAAGGCGAAGAGCUCUGGAAAUCGUUCUUCGACCUGUUGGCGAAAUCAAACUCGAUCCUUCAUGGACUGCCGGUGCACUGCCAGCAACACCCAGACCGACAGAUGAUACUUGAAUCACCGGCCGACUUUGACAAAUUCUGUCCUGACGGAGGUUGUUCUGCUCCCUGCGGCACUUUGCUCAGCUGCGGCUUGCACGAGUGUCCGCGGAAAUGCCAUCGCCUUGCCGAUCACACAAAGAUGAAGUGUGACCAUAUCAUGCGAGAGACCUGUCCUCAAGGCCACGUGCUGACGAGAAAGUGCUCCGAGGGCCACCCAGCAUCCUGUCACAUCUGCGAUGCUGAAGCAGCUGCCAAGCAGGCGAAGCAGGAGAGGGACUUGGAGCUGGAACAAAAGCGGCCAGCAAGACAAGCAGCAUACGCGGCACAGCUUGCCGCCAUCGAUGAUCAAUUGACCCGCAUUCGAGAGGAUUCAAAGGCGAAGACGGAGGAAGAGCAGCAAGCACAGCUCCUUCAGCAGCGGCAGAAAGACCUUGAAACCGCCAAAGCACGCAAGGCUCAGAAGGAGGCUGCUGAUCACGGCGCUUCCGACAGCGAGGGUGGCCCAGGCUCUCCCGUGACCGCCAAUACCGCGGAUGAUGGCAAAACGGCCGGUUCAGAAUCGCAUAGAGAUUGGGAGUAUCAGAAGACCGUUGAAGGGGCUAUCAACCCAGCUCUCGAUGACCUCAUAAGGAUGAUUGGCCUGGAAGGAGUAAAACAACAGUUUCUGGAGAUCAAAUCCAAGGUCGAUCUUCUUAUCCGACAAGACCUCUCUGCCCAACUUGAGAGAGAGCGUUUUGGCGCGGCCUUGCUGGGCAACCCAGGUACCGGCAAGACAACUGUUGCUCGGCUGUACGCCAAGUUCCUAUGCUCGGUCGGCGCACUACCAGGAGAUGAUUUUGUCGAGUCAACUGGUUCGAAGUUGGCAAAUGAAGGUGUCCAGGGCUCCAAGAAGCUCCUCGAUGACCUCCUGGAGAAGGGCGGAGGCGUCUUUUUCAUUGAUGAGGCGUACCAACUUGCAUCGGGGUCCAGCAUCGGGGGAGCUGGGGUCCUAGACUUCUUACUUGCCGAAGUGGAGAAUCUCACAGGCAAGAUCGUCUUUGUUUUGGCGGGCUACAACAAGCAGAUGGAGAAGUUUUUUCAGCACAAUCCUGGGCUACCAAGCCGCUUUCCUCGCACGAUGCAAUUCGCUGACUACGAGGAUGACGAGCUACUCGCCAUUAUGCAAUACAACAUCAAGAAGCGCUACCAAGGCCGGAUGAAACUUGAAGAUGGCACUGAUGGGCUGUUUGCGCGAAUUGUUGCACGACGUAUUGGCCGAGGACGCGGCAAAGAGGGGUUUGGCAAUGCUCGAGAGGUCGAGAAUGUUGUCUCUAUCAUUGCCUCUCGACAAGCGAAGAGGCUUCGAAAGGAGCGGAGAGUGACCAAGAAAGACGACCCAAUGCCCGAUGACAUGCUCUUGACACAAGAAGACCUGAUUGGCCCUGAGCCAUCAAGUGCUCUCACGAACAACAAGGCUUGGGUAAAGCUGCAGAAGCUCAUCGGCUUGCAGUCUGUCAAGGACUCCGUCAAGGCGCUGAUUGACUCCCUGGUUUACAACUACAAGCAAGAGCUGGCUGAGAAGCCGCUUGUCGAAUUCAGCUUGAACAAGGUAUUCCUAGGCAAUGCUGGGACUGGGAAGACGACAGUUGCGAAGAUGUACGGUCAGAUCCUGGCCGAUAUGGGUAUGCUUUCCAGCGCUGAGGUGGUCAUCAAGAAGCCCGCGGACUUCAUCGGAGCAGUCAUCGGGGCUUCAGAAGCAAACACAAAGGGCAUUCUGGAUGCUGCAGUCGGGAAGGUCCUAGUUAUCGACGAAGCGUACGGACUUUAUGGUGGCGGCUCAAAUACAGACCCUUAUCGAAUUGCUGUCAUCGAUACCAUCGUUGCGGAGAUUCAAAGCGUGCCGGGAGAUGACCGAUGUGUGCUUCUGCUUGGCUACAAGCACCAAAUGGAGGAGAUGAUGCAGAACGCCAACCCGGGCCUCGCUCGACGCUUUCCCAUUGAUUCUGGCUUCCAGUUUGAGGAUUUCGACAACGACGACAUGGCAGCCAUGUUCGAUAUGAAGCUCAAAGGCUCGGCGUUUACAAUCACCCCACGAGGCAGAGUCGCUGCUCUGGAGAUGCUAGCCCGAGCCCGCAAUCGACCACACUUCGGCAAUGCAGGCGAAGUGGAUAUAUUGCUGAACGACGCCCAGCUUCGUCAACAGAAGCGCAUUUCUCGCGAGACGAACGCACCGAAAGGCAUCCUGGAAGCAGUUGAUAUCGAUCCUGAGUUUGACAGGGGCGAGCGGGCACUCACCAACAUCACAAUGCUUUUCAAGGAGACUAUCGGCUGCGAGACGAUCAUCAACCAGCUGCAAGAAUAUCAAAACAUCGUGGCGAACAUGAAGAAGCUUGACCAGGACCCUCGCGAGCAGAUACCUUUCUCGUUCUUGUUUCGCGGGCCUCCUGGAACAGGCAAGACGACAACGGCCAGUAAAAUGGGCAAGGUAUUCUACGACAUGGGCUUUCUCGCUUCAGCAGAAGUUAUGAGCUGCUCAGCUUCUGACCUUGUUGGUGAGUAUGUUGGACAGACUGGACCCAGGACCCGCAAACUUCUGGAAAAGGCUCUCGGCAAAGUCCUGUUCAUUGACGAAGCUUAUCGUCUGGCGGGCGGUCACUUUGCACAAGAAGCCAUGGAUGAGCUCGUGGAUUGCAUGACCAAGGAGCAAUUCUUCCAGAAGCUGAUCAUCAUCCUGGCUGGGUAUGAUGCUGACAUCAAUCGGCUUAUGUCCUCGAAUCCAGGCCUGACUUCUCGCUUCCCGGAGACUAUCGUGUUUGAGCCUCUCAAACCCGAGGACUGCCUUGUCUUGCUGACCAAGACGCUGGGCAAGAAGAAGGGUCUCGAUAUCACGGUCCUGUCCGCCCUGGGACCGACUCUGCGCUCUGAUAUCCUCCCGCGGUUUGCAACGUUAACUGGCUCUGCCAACUUCGCCAAUGCUCGCGACGUGCAGACUCUUUCCAAGUCGAUCUAUAGCAAGAUCGUCAAGCACCCAGAUGCAGCCAAUCAAGGCAUGAAGGUCACGUCGACCUUGGUAUUGGAGUCUAUCGAUAAGAUGAUCGCCGAGAGAUGCAAGCGACAAGCUGAUGCUACCAUGGCAGGCGCUCUCAGAGAUUCAUCGGCGGCUGAAAUGCCGAUGCAACAUCAACAUCAUACCCCAGCCCCAACGGUGCAGGUUUCUUCCAGCAUGGCCACCCGAGAAGACUUCCAACAAGAAGUCACUGAAGAGGAACCGCUUCCCUCCGACGCAAAUGGACACGGAGGACCCUCUGGUGGCCCAGAUGCCAAGCCUCUUGUCCAGCGUGACGCCGGUGUCAGCGAUGCCAUUUGGUAUCAGCUUCAACUCGAUCGCAAGAAGGCCGAGGACGCCGAGAAGGAGCACCAGCGGCUGCUCGAGGAGGAACACAAGCUCGCACAGUGGCUCAAGGACUGUGCAGACGCUCAGCGUCAGAAAGAGUUGGAGGAGCUCGCACGCAAGCGAAAGGAGAUUGAGAAGAAGAGACGUCAGGAGGCAAAGGAGAAACAAAUGCUAAUGCAGAUUGGACGAUGUCCUGUUGGCUAUGAGUGGAUCAAGCAGGCGAAUGGGUAUCGAUGUGCUGGUGGGAGUCACUGGAUCGGUGAUGGAGAUGUUGCGAAUAUGAUGGGUCAGGGUAUUUGA